CCAUUCCGGUCGCCUUUCCUCACUUGACCGGCCAAGAUGUUGAGUGGUGUAUCGAAGGCAGCCGCUGGAGCCCUGAGGGCCGUCAAACCUGCCCUUCUCCAAAAUGAAGUCUCCAAAGUAUCCGGAGUUCUGUCCGUAAACAGUAGGGAUUAUGCAAAAGCUGCAAGUGCAAAGGGUGGUGCCCAAGGAAGGGUUGUUGCUGUCAUUGGUGCUGUUGUUGAUGUACAAUUUGAUGAUUACUUGCCACCAAUUCUUAAUGCCUUGGAGGUUCAAAAUCGUACCCCCAGGCUAGUCCUUGAAAUUGCUCAGCAUCUGGGAGAGAAUACAGUGCGCACCAUUGCUAUGGAUGGUACUGAAGGUUUGGUUCGUGGCCAGACUGUCUUGGAUUCUGGAUAUCCUAUCCGUAUCCCUGUCGGUGCUGAAACCUUGGGUCGUAUCAUCAAUGUCAUUGGUGAACCAAUCGAUGAGCGUGGACCCAUCCCCACUGACAAGCUUGCCGCUAUCCAUGCGGAUGCUCCUGAGUUUGUGGAAAUGUCUGUCGAACAGGAAAUUCUGGUAACUGGUAUCAAGGUGGUUGAUCUUCUUGCUCCCUAUGCCAAGGGUGGAAAGAUUGGUUUGUUCGGCGGUGCCGGUGUCGGUAAAACCGUAUUGAUUAUGGAGCUGAUCAACAACGUAGCGAAAGCUCAUGGUGGUUAUUCCGUGUUUGCUGGUGUGGGUGAGCGAACACGCGAGGGUAACGAUUUGUACCAUGAAAUGAUUGAAUCUGGUGUCAUCUCGUUGAAGGAUAAGACCUCCAAAGUAGCUCUGGUAUACGGACAAAUGAACGAACCACCAGGCGCUCGUGCUCGUGUCGCGUUGACUGGUUUGACCGUCGCUGAAUAUUUCCGUGAUCAGGAAGGUCAGGAUGUGCUGCUCUUCAUUGAUAACAUUUUCAGGUUUACCCAAGCUGGUUCGGAAGUAUCAGCUUUGCUGGGUCGUAUUCCAUCCGCUGUCGGUUACCAACCAACCUUGGCAACUGAUAUGGGUAGCAUGCAGGAACGUAUCACGACAACCAAAAAAGGAUCCAUUACCUCUGUACAGGCUAUUUACGUGCCUGCCGAUGACUUGACUGAUCCCGCACCUGCCACCACAUUCGCUCACUUAGACGCAACCACUGUGUUGUCUCGAGCUAUCGCUGAGCUUGGUAUCUACCCCGCUGUCGAUCCUCUCGACUCCACUUCCCGUAUUAUGGACCCUAAUAUCAUCGGUACUGAGCAUUAUAACGUUGCUCGUGGUGUGCAGAAGAUUUUACAAGAUUACAAAUCACUUCAAGAUAUCAUUGCUAUCUUGGGUAUGGACGAAUUGUCCGAAGAAGACAAACUUACUGUAGCCCGUGCCCGUAAGAUUCAGAGGUUCUUGUCUCAACCAUUCCAGGUUGCCGAAGUGUUCACUGGCCAUGCCGGUAAAUUAGUACCGUUACAAGAAACUAUUAAAGGAUUCCAGAAAAUCUUAGGUGGAGAUUAUGAUCAUCUUCCGGAAGUAGCGUUUUACAUGGUUGGACCGAUUGAAGAAGUAGUAGCAAAGGCAGAAACGUUGGCCAAACAAUAAGCCAUAACACAGUCAUCGUAAUCAUGUCAUUAAUAAAUAAAUUAAAACGAUCUUCUAAUAU
Molecule: messenger RNA, 1648 nt
Organism: Dufourea novaeangliae
Lineage: Eukaryota; Metazoa; Arthropoda; Insecta; Hymenoptera; Halictidae
Gene: ATPsynbeta
Product: ATP synthase subunit beta, mitochondrial
Exons: 7
Coding region: 37-1587 (516 amino acids)
Biological process (GO): proton transmembrane transport; proton motive force-driven mitochondrial ATP synthesis
Molecular function (GO): ATP hydrolysis activity; ATP binding; proton-transporting ATP synthase activity, rotational mechanism
Source: RefSeq, a predicted model, not a curated record